AUGUCUCACCAGGCACACAACAUUCCUUGGAAUGUAUUCGGCUCCAAUCUCAAAUUCCGCACUAGGGUCCCCUGUGCGGACGACGGAGCUGGUUUACAUUUCCGCUUCAGACCCACGCAGGGCAAGGAGCUCACGCACUUCGUCGACGCCUUUACGCGAAACAUCCACCAGCAUGCAGAUUCAGAGCGCCAGAAAUACCCUGAGGCAUAUGAGGUCUUAAAUUCGGAUGAUAUAGCCCUGGACGAUAGUGUUUCCCGCAAAAUCACGCCCGCAGUACGCCUGUGGCGUUCGGAGAGGCGGGACAAGCUUGGCGAAGUUGACGAGAGCCCAACCCACGAGGUUUGCCAUCAUUCUGAGCCGGACGAAAGAUGUAGCUGCCCUCUUCCAUACAAUCAAAGAAGGAUGGGCUCCUUUCUCCACAAGUAUAGGUUGCCCGACUGUUACAAGUUCUUUGAUGACCACAAGGAUGGUUACAUUGGCCUUGAGGUAUUCAAAACGCUUCUCAUGCACGGUGAGAUGGAUACGCUCCUCAAGAUCUGCGCCCAUCCAGACGUGGGGUUUCCAAGCUGGUGGGAUGCGCAGUUGUGCUUGUGCUACCCACAAGACCUUGGCCGGGAUUACUUGGAGCACGCGCUGGACGCUUACCUUGUGCUAAAUGUGUUUCUGUCGUCCUUCCCCGAAUCAUGGGCCCCUAGCCGCUCCUCCGAUCAAGAUUACCGGCGUACCAGAAUAUAUCAGAUGAUUAUCCUUAGAGUUACCGCAAUAAGGCAGGGAUCCGAGCUGGCCACGCAUCCUCAUCGUCAGUUCUUUGGCAUCGCACGUGGCCAGUUCAACUCACAUUCCGGAUUCAAAUUUCCCAUGACGUCAAAAAGGAAGGACAAAUACUCCGGUACGAACCAGCCAUAUGGCCGUCUGACCUACGAGGAGUUUCUGGAGAGCCAAAAGAUAAUGGGUUUCCUACCCUCAGUGUCCGAUGUCCUGCAUGUGCGCUGGGUUUUAUGCGAGAAGGGUCUUCCAGUAGAAAUAUCACAGCUCAUUCUUGAUACGGCGUUAUACAGACCCCAACGCAGACUGAAAGUACCCCACGACCCUCUUCACCCUGAAAACGUCGAAGAGUUGAACAAGUACCUCAAGUUUUGCUGGCAGGUUCUGGUACGGUCUGAGGUUGUGGCGAGGGAGGUCGGUAUGAAGAUACCAUGGAAGAAUUUGCUUUCCGAAUCAAUUGAGCGAUUACUUGGCUGUUCGUGUAGAAAGUUGCUGCAGUGGGGUGAGCCACCCGAUGAUGACUUGGUGUGGUUCAAAUAG
Messenger RNA from Clonostachys solani, 1305 nucleotides. NCBI's taxonomy places the organism in Eukaryota, Fungi, Ascomycota, Sordariomycetes, Hypocreales, Bionectriaceae. The record is from the annotation of a GenBank genome assembly.